CGCGAGCACACGAUCCUGUUUCUAUUCUUGUUCUGUCACAGCCUGAAUGCCUGGACGCAAAAUAUCGCAAGUAUGAUUGUGAGUCGCAUGGCACCACAAGAGAUGGCAAAGGAGGCUUGAUUUAGCUCUUCAUUUCGGUAAGUCACUCCCAACCUUGUGGAGAUAAUACAAUCAGCCUCUUCGAUGAUCAUUUCCGGAACACUGCCUCAGAACCUCAAUAUUGGCGAAAUACGAACCUCGCUAUAUGACAACGAUACCUCUGCAGAUAUUACGCUGAUACUAGGUAUAAUGGUCUACGUGCAUCUUCACACAUUUGUGCUUGCACCACUGAGUGAGAUCUAUGGGCGAGUUACAGUGUUACAGUAUGCUAACUUAAUCUACCUUGUCUUCAACACGGCUUGCGGCUUUGCUCAGACGAAAGAGCAGAUGCUUGCCUUCCGCUUUCUUAGUGGCAUAGGUGGAGCAGCACCCCAAGCACUAUGUAAUGGCGUGCUUGCCGACACCUGGCGCAAAGAAGAAUGCGGUGAAGGCCAAGCCAUCUACGGCAAUUUCAAAUGGGACAGUCCUUGUGUAGCUCCAAUCUGCGGCGCAUACAUCUCGCAAGGCGUGAGCUGGCGCUGGAUCUUCCGAGCGACCUCCAUCUUCACCGUACUCGUCCAGAUCACCGCGCUCUUCUUCCUUCGCCAGACAUUUGGUCCUGCCAUUCUGGCCAAGAAGGCAAAGCUCAUCAGGAAGGCGCUGAAGGGCAUUCGUAACAAAGUCGUUGUGCGCACGGAGUACGAGACUGGCGACCGAUUUAGUAAGAUCUUGCGCAAGCGCCUGAUUCUGCCAUUCAUCAUGAUGUUCACACAUCCAGCGACGCAAGCACCCUCGAUCUACCGUGCAUACUUGUACGGUGUGAUGUAUCUCAUGCUCUCAGCCUUCCCGCCUGUCUUCGAGGAAGUUUAUGGUAUGGAUGUUGGACCAGCAUCCCUCAACUACCUGUCCAUGUGUCUCGGCUUCAUGAUCGGUCUGCAGAUAUCGCAUCCGCUCAUGGACGGUGCAUACGACAACCUCGAAAGAGGUCUGCCCGAGUUCCGCGUCCCACCCAUGCUCAUCGCCGGCAUCCUCUGCCCCAUUGGGCUGUUCAUAUACAGCUGGACCGCACAAGCAGGAGCACAUUGGAUCGCGCCAAAUAUCGGGUGCGUUAUCGUUGCUAUUGGCAUGAUCAUUGGGUUUCAGUGCAGUCAGGCUUAUACUACAGAUGCGUAUGAGGCGAAGUAUGCUGCUUCUGCGGCGGCAGUGGGUGCGUUCAUGCGCACGAUGUGCGGGUUCAGCUUUCCAUUGUUCGCUGUGCAGAUGUAUAAGACCCUGGGUUUGGGGUGGGGAAAUAGCUUGUUAGCGUUCAUGACGUUGGGGUUGGCGCUGGUCAGUCCGGUGUUGCUGUGGUUCCAUGGGCCGAAGUUGAGGGCGAUGAGUACGAAAGGAUUGCUGUAG
This is a messenger RNA of Macroventuria anomochaeta, 1476 nucleotides long. Its product is annotated as MFS general substrate transporter. Lineage: Eukaryota; Fungi; Ascomycota; Dothideomycetes; Pleosporales; Didymellaceae. Gene Ontology annotation, biological process: transmembrane transport. The transcript has 4 exons. The record is from RefSeq and is a predicted model, not a curated record. Bases 184 to 1476 code for a protein of 430 amino acids. Gene Ontology annotation, molecular function: transmembrane transporter activity.